Penicillium lagena is the source of this 894-nucleotide messenger RNA. RefSeq names its product ferritin-like domain-containing protein. The transcript is spliced from 4 exons. The coding region runs from base 1 to 894 and encodes 297 amino acids. NCBI's taxonomy places the organism in Eukaryota, Fungi, Ascomycota, Eurotiomycetes, Eurotiales, Aspergillaceae. The record is from RefSeq and is a predicted model, not a curated record.
AUGAAGGUUACCAAUAUUGCCCUGAUUGGUGCGAUGCUCGGCAUGGCGCAGGCUAGCCCUAUUGCUACCCGUGCAGCUAUUACUGACGCCGAUAUUCUCAACUAUGCCUUAACGCUGGAGCACCUCGAGGCCACCUUCUAUGAGGAGGGCCUCAACAACUACACCCGGGAUGAUUUCGUGAAUGCUGGCUUCAAAGAUCCGUUCUACGCCAACCUGCAGGAGGUCGCUUUGGACGAGAAGACGCAUGUGGCCUUCCUCACGCAGGCUCUUAGUGCUGCCGGUGCUUCUCCCGUUAAACGUUGCACCUACUCCUUUCCCUCUACCGAUGUGAAGACCUUCCUAGCCCUUGCUAGUGUCCUUGAAGGUGUCGGUGUUAGUGCCUAUCUCGGUGCAGCCGCUUCAAUUGCCAAUAAAGAUUAUCUUACUGCCGCUGGGAGCAUUCUGACCGUUGAGGCCCGCCAUAGCUCUUACCUACGCGCCGAGAUCGGUGAAGUUCCCUUCCCCCAACCUUUCGACGACCCUCUUGACUUCGACGAGGUGUACACCCUUGCGUCGCCCUUCAUUACCUCGUGCCCCUCCAGUAACGGAAAGCUCCCAGUGAAGGCAUUCCCUUCGCUGACAUUGAUCUCAACCCACCCUGUCGUUAGCGGCUCUAAAGUCCGCCUAGUGGCUGGCAGCGGCUUCGACGAUUCCAACCCGAGCAACCUAUACGCUGCAUUCAUUACUGUUACUGGUCCUAUAUGGACUCCCCUCAGAUUCACGGGUGAUAAAUCGUUCAUUGUUACUAUCCCCAAGGGUAUUGCGGGCCAGAGUUACGUGGUCAUCACCAAAGGCAAGAGUCAGGUAACCGACGAUAACAUUGUUGCUGGCCCCGCCAUUAUCGAGGUAAUUUAG